This is a messenger RNA of Prunus armeniaca (apricot), 183 nucleotides long. Lineage: Eukaryota; Viridiplantae; Streptophyta; Magnoliopsida; Rosales; Rosaceae. The record is from the annotation of a GenBank genome assembly.
AUGGCGCCUUUCAAAGUUGAACCAAAGUAUGAAUGGCGCCUUACAAAGUUGAACGAAAGUAUUUUUCAAUUGGAAGAAUCUCAUGUGACAUCAGCAAAAGUAAAUUUCAUGCAAACAAUGCAAAUCAGGUUAGCCUCGCCGGCUCUUGAAUUAAGCUCAUCUGUGAAAUUUGCAAAGCAAUAA